Ipomoea triloba (trilobed morning glory) is the source of this 1662-nucleotide messenger RNA. Its product is annotated as G-type lectin S-receptor-like serine/threonine-protein kinase At4g27290. The transcript is spliced from 3 exons. The record is from RefSeq and is a predicted model, not a curated record. Gene Ontology annotation, biological process: recognition of pollen. Lineage: Eukaryota; Viridiplantae; Streptophyta; Magnoliopsida; Solanales; Convolvulaceae. The coding region runs from base 1 to 1575 and encodes 524 amino acids.
AUGCUAACUCUUCCAUUGCUUAUCUCUUUAACAUUCCUAGUUUCAAUUCUAAGUAUUUCCUUUGCAAUAGAUACCAUUAGCUCCACUCAAUUCCUUAAAGAUGGUCAUACUAUUGUUUCUUCUGGUGGAAUCUUUGAGAUGGGGUUUUUUAGCCCUACCGGUUCACAAAAUCGCUACGUUGGCAUAUGGUACAAGCAAAUACCUGUAUGCACUGUAGUAUGGGUUGCCAAUAGAGAUACUCCCCUCACUAACACAUCAUCAGUGGUCUUGAAGAUUGUGGUUCCAGGCCGGUUAGCUCUUGUUGAUGAUGGCAAUUCCAACACUUCCAAUAUCUGGUAUACUAACACUUCCAGACAAGUCCAAAAUCCGGUUGCUAAACUAUUGGAUUCUGGGAAUCUGGUGGUGAUAGAUGCAAGUGAUGAUAAGGCAGCGAAUUUGGUGUGGCAAAGUUUUGAUCAUCCUACAGAUACUCAUUUGCCCGGCAUGAAAAUCGGGAGGAAUUUCGUUACUGGUGUUGACACAACUAUGUCAGCAUGGAAAGCUGAAAACAAUCCAGGGGUUGGGGAAUAUAAGCUUGUCCUUGAUCCUACAGGAUAUCCACAAGUUAUCUUAAGAAAAGGUACAACGGAAGUGUAUCGAUCAGGGCCAUGGAAUGGUUUGCGAUGGGGUGGAUUACGUGGAAUUGAAAAGGGCUACAUUGUUGGAAUAUCUGUAGUCAUUAAUUCAAAUGGGGUUUUCACCAGCUAUAAGGUUUAUAAUAGCUCAACUUUGUUCAGGAUAGUCCUGACAAGCGCUGGGAGUAUAGAAGCCUAUUUAUGGGCAGAUGGGACAAGGGAAUGGAGCAGUGUCCUUAAAGUACCAACAGAUGUUUGUGACGGAUAUGGAUUCUGUGGGGAAUAUGGGAGUUGCAACUAUAAUAACUACCCUUUUUGUGGAUGUUUGGAACAUUUUUUGCCUAGAGAUCCAGCAGCAUGGGACAGGGCAGAUUUUUCCGGAGGGUGUGUUCGAAGGACACCCCUUAAUUGUCAAAAUGGAUCCUCAAAUGGAUUCUUGAAAUACUCUGGUAUUAAAUUGCCAGAUGCAAAGGUUUCACGCUUCAAUACCAGUAUGAACCUUCAAGAGUGUGAGCAAGCUUGCUUCAACAAUUGCUCUUGUAUGGCUUAUUCAAGUUUAGACAUAAGCAAUGGAGAAAAUGGAUGCUUGCAUUGGUUUGGCGAUUUGAUUGACAUUAAUGUGGUACCUUCAGAUGGGCAAGAUCAAGAUCUUUACAUAAGGAUGGCUUCCUCUGAUUUAGAUUACCCUUCAAGCUCAAAGGGCAAGAAAUCAAAAAUAAUAGAAUUGUGUUCAUCAUUGGUUGGAAUUCUGGUGCCAAGCUUCACCUUGGCUCUAAUCAUAAUAAUGUACAAACGAAAAAGGAAGGAGAUCGAUUUAAAGUUAAAAUGGGAAGAAGACCAAACAUUAUUUGAAGUAUCUACAAUAACAAGAGUUACUCAUAACUUUUCACCCAACAACAAGAUUGGAGAGGGAGGGUAUGGCCUGUUUACAAGGGUGUUCUGGAUGAUGGGAAGGAAAUAGCUGUGAAACGUCUUUCAAAGACAUCCAAGCAAGGGCUUGGAGAAUUUAAAAAUGAAGUCAAUUCUAUUGCCAGACUUCAACAUAGGA